Molecule: messenger RNA, 2538 nt
Organism: Acanthosepion pharaonis
Lineage: Eukaryota; Metazoa; Mollusca; Cephalopoda; Sepiida; Sepiidae
Source: the annotation of a GenBank genome assembly
AUGCUUUUGUUGAUUAAGCUUCCUAAAGAAAGGUGUUGUUCAUUAUCUAUCUAUCUAUCUAUCUAUCUAUCUAUCUAUCUAUCUAUCUAUCUAUCUAUCUAUUUCAGUCUGUUCAUUAUCUAUCUAUCUAUCUAUCUAAUUCUGUUCAUUAUUAUCUAUCUCAUCUGUUCAGUUAUCUAUCUAUCUAUCUAUUUCAGUCUGUUCAUUAUCUAUCUAUCUAUCUAUCUAUUUCAGUCUGUUCAUUAUCUAUCUAUCUAUCUCAGUCUAUCUAUCUAUUUCAGUCUGUUCAUUAUUUCAUCUAUCUAUCUAUCUAUCUAUCUAUUUCAGUCUGUUCAUUAUCUAUCUAUCUAUCUAUCUAUCUAUCUAUCUAAUUCUGUUUAUUAUCUAUCUAUCUCUGUUCAUUAUCUAUCUAUCUAUCUAUCUAUCUAUCUAUCUAUCUAUCUAUCUAUCUAUCUAUCUAUCUCUGUUCAUUAUCUAUCUAUCUAUCUAUCUAUCUAUCUAUCUAUUUCAGUCUGUUCAUUAUCUAUCUAUCUAUCUAUCUAUCUAUCUAUCUAUUUCAGUCUGUUCAUUAUCUAUCUAUCUAUCUAUCUAUCUAUCUAUCUAUCUAUCUAUCUAUCUCAGUCUGUUCAUUAUCUAUCUAUCUAUCUGUGGAUCCUACCACAACACUAUCUAUCUAUCUAUCUAUCUAUCUAUCUAUCUAUCUAUCUAUCUAUCUAUCUAUCUAUCUCAUUCUGUUCAUUAUCUAUCUAUCUCACCAGCUAUAUUGUUAGUUUCUCAUAUCGAUGGAUCAAAUUCAAAACCUAUGGCGAAUGUCUUCUCCCUCCCCCUCUCUCUCUCACACUCUCUCUCUCACUCACACUCUCUCAAUUUUCCCCAUUUUCAAUCUAUCAAUCCGGGACAAUGGAGAUAGAGAGAAAAAUCGACAUAACAGCCUCGAAAAACAGCAUUCGGUUUGUUUUGUUCGGCAUAUCUAUCUAUCUAUCUAUCUAUCUAUCUAUCUCAUUGCGUUCAUUAUCUAUCUAUCUAUCUAUCUAUCUAUCUAUCUCAGUCUGUUCAUUAUCUAUCUAUCUAUCUAUCUAUCUAUCUAUCUAUCUAUCUAUCUAUCUCAGUCUGUUCAUUAUCUAUCUAUCUAUCUAUCUAUCUAUCUAUCUAUCUAUCUAUUUCAGUCUGUUCAUUAUCUAUCUAUCUAUCUAUCUAUCUAUCUAUCUGGAACUACCUGUUCAUUAUCUAUCUAUCUAUCUCACCAGCUAUAAUACAUGUCAUAAUGUCUGUUAUUCUUCUAUCUUUUUUUUUCUCUUUUCUUUUAUUCAACUCGGUGAACCUAUCAUCUUAACAUAUCUUUGUUUGUUUUGUUUGUUUUUUUAUAUCUGUCCACUCUUUAUCACUAUCUAUCUAUCUAUCUAUCUAUCUAUCUAUCUAUCACUGUUCAUAUCUAUCCAUCUAUCUAUCUAUCUAUCUCAUUCUGUUCAUUAUCUAUCUAUCUAUCUAUCUAUCUAUCUAUCUAUCUUCAAUUCCAUCUUCUUUCUUUCUUUAUUUAAUCAUUCUUUCUUUCUUUCUUUCUUUUAUUUAAUCAUUCUUUCUUCUGUUCCAUUUUUCUUUCCUUCUUUCUUUCUUUCUUUGUUUUAUUCCAUUUUUCUUUUUUCUUUUUUUCUUUCUUUCUUUGUUUUAUUCCAUUUUUCUUUCCUUCUUUCUUUCUUUCUUUCUUUCUUUCUUUGUUUUAAUCCAUUUUUCUUUUUUCUUUCUUUCUUUUUUCUUUCUUUCUUUGUUUUAUUCCAUUUUCCUUUCCUUCUUUCUUUCUUUCUUUGUUUUAUUCCAUUUUUCGCUUUUCUUUCUUUCUUUUUUCUUUCUUUCUUUUUUUUUCUUUCUUUCUUUUUUUAUUCCAUUUUUCGCUUUUCUUUCUUUCUUUUUUCUUUCUUUCUUUCUUUCUUUCUUUCUUUCUAUUUGCUAUUUUUCCUCCCUAUCUUCUUUCAUUUCAGUGUUUAUUUUUCAUUUGCACUUAUAUUGUGUUCGCUUUUUCUAAAAAAAAACAAAACUUGUUUCUCCCUUUCUCUUCCUCCCUCCCUCCAUCCCUCCCUCUCUAAUUCCUUCCUUCCUUCCUUCCUUCCUUCCUUCCUUCCUUCCUUCCUUCCUUCCUUCCUCCCUCUCGCCCUAAUUCCUUCCUUCCUUCCUUCCUUCCUUCCUUCCUUCCUUCCUUCCUUCCUUCACUCACUCACUUCCCUUCUAUUUUCUUCUAUCUUUCUUUCGCUUCCUAUCUUCUCGCACCUUUUCCAAUGUCCACGUUUCCUCCCACUUCAACUCUUUCCUUCCCCCCCACUCCCUUUAUUUUUUUUUUUCACCUUUUCCAUUUUCUUUCCUUUCUUUUCGUUCCCUCCAUUUUUUUUUGUUUGUUUGUUUCGCUUUCACGCCAUUUCAACAUUCCGACUUCCCCUACUUUUCCUGUUCGUUUCUCACUCGCUGGCACUGUGCCCUUCUUUACCAUACCUCAGCAGCCCUUGGCUUGGAUACCAAGAUGAAAAACGAAGACAUAAACAAAGUUGA